Effrenium voratum is the source of this 2775-nucleotide messenger RNA. The record is from the annotation of a GenBank genome assembly. Lineage: Eukaryota; Dinophyceae; Suessiales; Symbiodiniaceae.
AUGGUUUCGAUGUCGCCAGUGAAUUAUGCUGGGCUGGCUUUGUACUUUGUCACUCUUGGAGUUUCCAUGGUGGCUUCCUACCGCGAGUCAAGCCCGGCAAAGCGCGUCGUCUCCCUGGGGCUUAUUGCUAUCACAUGGUUCUUCAUUUUACGGUUUUCACUCUUGUAUCCGACAACAGAGUGGUACCAACAAGGUUUGAAUUUGUUUGAUGUGGCUUACGCAGAUGUUAUUUGGGGAGGCUCAGAGGGCAGCUGGUCGUGGACACAGAUGCUGCUUUGCUGGGCCGUUGUGGCAACUGUGUGGACGCUCGAGUCUCCUUUGCACUAUCAACUGUUCGGCUUGUUUGGCGCCAUGUCAGGAAGCUACUGUUUGAUUCGGCUGGAGAGUGAGCCCUCGCAGCACGUGCCUGCAUCGUUGCUUGUUGCCACCCUCCUGGCGUUUGUAUGUGUCUGGAUGUUGCCCAAUACUUUGACGAUGCGAGAGCUCAGCUGGUGGCUUUGGGGCUUGCAUGCCUGUUUGAUAUGGCCCAAAAUGCUAUCGUUUGGUUGGAAGAUUGACCGAGGGGUUCUUUACAUGGUCCUUGCAUUCUUGAGCUUUGCCACUCACGUGACAUCCUCAAGAAUCUUAAGCCCUUGGCCCACCUCUGACUGCCAAAUCUCUAUCUCGGUGGAUGUCUUGGCCAGCUCUGGUCUGACACUGGCCUUCAUUGGGAGUCAGAGCCCCUUUUGGGUUCUCCCCGUUUGGACAGUGCUCCUUUACUUAGCCUCCCCUGGCUUUGUGCUGGGGGCCUUCUGCGGGCUCCAGCAUAUGCGGCCUUUGCGCUCCAGUCUUGUGGUGACUUUGCAGCACCAGGGAGCCCAGCUUCUGCGCUCGUGGUUCCCCGCAGAGGCUGAUGCCACUCCCGCGGAUGCCUCGUGGAUGAACUUGGGCUAUUGGCAGUCCGCUCAGAGCUACGACGAGGCCUGCUGCAACUUGGCGGAGCUGGUGGCAAGGAAGGCAGGCCUGAAGGAAGGAAAAGGCUCCAAAGGCUCAACAGAAGGAAAGCCGAAGAUACUCUGCGUGGGCUGCGGGCCAGGUGCGGAAUUGCACCUCUUCCAAUCGCUCGGAGCUUGCGCAGAGGGCUUGGAUGUCCACGGAGCGCCAGGCGUCCGAGUCGGCCGGGCCGAGAGCAUGGCCUCCGGAGUGAACCGUAUCCGCUGCCGGGAAUACUCAAAGAUUCUAGCCGUGGAUUCCAUGUACCACUUUGACAAGGCAAGAUUCCUGAAGGAGUGUGCCAAGUUAAUGCCUUCGUCUUUGACCUAUACCGACAUCGUUCUGAGGAAUGGGGCACCUGUGUGGGUUCGUCUUAUGCUCUGUGCCAUGGACAUAGAGUGGAAGAAUCAUUGGACGGAGCCGGAGUAUCGUCUUUACCUGAGCGACUGGGAGGCCACCAUCCAGUCCCUGGAACCUCAAGUGCUGGCAAGGAACCCGCUGCUCCCCAGAUUCCUGACCAAACACUUGGACUAUGUGCUGGUCCACGCCAAGCCGAAGACACUUGCACGCCCAACCUGCGCCGUCAUUGGCAGUGGAAUGAGCGGCCUCAUCAGUGCCCAUCUGUUGGAGGAAACCCAUGAGGUGGUGAUCUUCGAAGCGGGGCCACGUUGCGGCCUAGUUGGCUUGCAGCAAGACCUUGCGGGGGUGGCAGUGGAUGUCCCUUUGAGGUUCAUGAUGCCACACUACUACACGCAGCUUCUGAAAGUGAUCAAUACUCUUGGCGUGCCUACCAAGGCAGUGCCAUACAAUGCCUCCUAUCAGAAUGGCGCCAACAUGCUCUUGGUGACCUCGACAGAUUGGGCAGGGCACAUCCUGCAACACAUACGAUAUGUGCCAUACUUGGCUAUGCUGAUGUUCACCGUGUUCUUCCGGCAAGAGCUUCCGAAUGAGACCUUUUUGGAAUAUAUGCAGCGCCACCACCUUCAUGAGCAUGAGGCCUACAGAAUCUACAGCCUGCACUUGAGCUGGAUGCUGUCUUGCACAUAUGAGCAAGCAAACAAUACACCUGCUGGUGUGGUUCUUGGGUUCAUCAGGGCCAGCAACCCCUUUGUUCGCAUGUAUCAGUCGAGCGGCAACAUUCUCCGACUUUAUCCAAGCAUGCGGGCUUUGCAGGAGAGGCUUUUGCAGGGCAAAAACCUGAAAGUGAACUCUCCCGUCUCCCCCUUUCAUGGCAGCAGAUGCAUUGAUGGCGUCACUUACGAUGUGGUAAUUGUGGCAACGGACGCGCCAGCUGCUGGGUAUUUGCUUGGGGGCGAGUGGCAGGAAAUGCUUUCUCAAAUCCACCACCACACGGGCCGCAUCGUGGUCCACAAGGAUCCAGAUUUGAUGCCCUGCAAGAGGGAGCAUUGGCGCACAUUCAACAUCCGAGAGGAUGGUCCGAAUGGCACUUGCCAAAUCACGGUGUGGCUCAACAAGUUCUGGGACAGGAAUGACCUGGAAGAAGAUUUGUUUGAGACCUGGAACCCAGCACAAAUGCCCCGGUCAGAUUUAAUGAUCAAAGAUGUGGAACUCGCAAGGGCGACUUACACUCGUUCCAUGCAUAAACUAUGGCCCUGGAUCCAGGGCAGACAGGGCAAGGAUGGCUUCUAUGUUGCCGGGGCCUACGCAGUGGAGGGCAUGAGCUUGCUGGAACAAGCUUGCGUGUCUGCGAUAAUGGCAGCAAAUGCCGUCCAGCAUGCUUCCCAUCAUAUCGGCGAUGAGCAUCCGAGCUGCUCAGGGUUUGUAGACAAGAAGCAUCAAUAG